Molecule: messenger RNA, 1622 nt
Organism: Sorex araneus (European shrew)
Lineage: Eukaryota; Metazoa; Chordata; Mammalia; Eulipotyphla; Soricidae
Gene: SUMF2
Product: sulfatase modifying factor 2
Exons: 10
Coding region: 154-966 (270 amino acids)
Cellular component (GO): endoplasmic reticulum
Source: RefSeq, a predicted model, not a curated record
CCCGCAGUCCUUGGUGUCUCUGCUGGCGCUCCUGUCCGGCCCGUGGCUCCAACUAGAUGACAGGGAUACACUUUCUGGAGCAAAUGCUAUGGUGAAAAUCAUUUAAAAACUGAUGAGUUCAACAAAUGGAGAGGGAACGGGCACACUGCUAACAUGGUGCAGCUCUCAGGUGGCAAAUUCAAGAUGGGAACAGAUUCCCCGGAUGCCAGGGAUGGUGAAGGUCCUGUUCGGGACGUGGUUGUAAAACCCUUUGCCAUUGACAUGUUUCCUGUCACCAACAAAGAUUUCAGGGAGUUUGUUCGGGAGAAAAAGUACCGGACGGAGGCCGAGGUGUUCGGCUGGAGCUUUGUCUUUGAGGAUUUGGUCUCUGAAGAGCUUAAAAACAAAGCGAGCCAGCACAUGAAGUCGGUCCUCUGGUGGCUUCCAGUGGAAAGGGCCUUCUGGAGGCAGCCUGCAGGUCCCGGCUCUGGCAUCCGAGAGAGACUGGAGUUCCCGGUGGUCCACGUGAGCUGGAACGAUGCGCAGGCCUAUUGCGCUUGGCGGGGGAGGCGGCUGCCCACCGAGGAGGAGUGGGAGUUCGCAGCCCGAGGAGGGCGGAAAGGUCAGGUCUACCCAUGGGGAAACCAUUUCCAGCCAAACCGCACCAACCUGUGGCAGGGCAAGUUCCCCCGAGGCGACACGGCUGAGGAUGGAUUCCACGGCGUCUCCCCCGUGAACGCUUUCCCCCCUCAGAAUGCCUACGGGCUCUAUGACCUCGUGGGCAACGUCUGGGAGUGGACAGCUUCCUCCUAUGUGCCUGCUGCCCAGGACAUGCGUGUCCUCCGGGGCGCAUCCUGGAUUGACACCGCAGAUGGCUCUGCCAAUCACCGGGCCCGAGUCACCACCAGGAUGGGCAACACUCCAGAUUCCGCCUCAGACAACCUGGGCUUCCGCUGUGCUUCUGAUGCAAGCCGACAGGAGCUGUGAGCAGCCGCGCAGGGGCCUCGUGACCUUUCCUGGCCUUAUUCCAGACACAGCCAAUCUCCAAAUGCGUCAGUCUCAGAAAUGACCUUCCCCUUUGACCAUCCCUCUGCGGUGGCCCCUCUCGGCAGGAGGCAAAGGACUCUGACCUUGGACAAGAUGCGUGACUCACGGAUUGCGGCCGGGAGCUGAGUGUUCCUCUGAGUUGUCAAAUAUUAACUGUAAAGGUCUUUUCUCAAGGCAGGAUUUCUCUUCGUUUUCCCAGCAGAUUGCUGCAAAAGGACAGUCUUUGCUUGUACUUGCCUUAUUUGUGGUGCUUCGUAUACUUCUGAAGAAAUUUAGUUUCUAAAAUCUCUGUCACAUCUAGUGCCACCGGUGUUUUAAAGAAGUGUCAGGGCCAGGGGUGUGGCUGAAGUGCUACAGCACCUUCUUGCAUGUGCAAGGUCCUGGGUUCAGUCCCCAGCUCUGCGUGCCACACACGCGCACGCAAACACACCAGCUACCACUGGGUAUAGCUCUCACGACCCCCACAACAAUCAAAGGAUAAGAAUGCAAUGUCAGUCUUUAAAAGUUCCAGAACUGGGACUGGAGCGAUAGCACAGCGGGUAGUGUGUUUGCCUUGCACGCAGCUGACCCGGGUUCGAGUCCCAGCAUCCCAUAUG